Acipenser ruthenus (sterlet) is the source of this 4930-nucleotide messenger RNA. RefSeq names its product kazal-type serine protease inhibitor domain-containing protein 1-like. Lineage: Eukaryota; Metazoa; Chordata; Actinopteri; Acipenseriformes; Acipenseridae. Gene Ontology annotation, molecular function: insulin-like growth factor binding. The record is from RefSeq and is a predicted model, not a curated record. Gene Ontology annotation, cellular component: extracellular region. The transcript is spliced from 5 exons. Gene Ontology annotation, biological process: regulation of cell growth; regulation of signal transduction. The coding region runs from base 253 to 1158 and encodes 301 amino acids.
UCCUACUGCGAGGCACUGCUAACACACAGAGUAGCGUUUCUGUUCAUUACAAAGAAUAGCUCCGACAGGAGACAGACCUACUUGUCACAGAAACUGCAGCACUUCACAGCCGUUUAAACUGGUCAGCUGGGACAAAAAUACUGAAGACUUACUGACCAGGGUAUUGCAAAAGGUGCCAACAAAGAAGAUAAAAAGUCUGGCUGUGAAGUGAUGGGUUUUUCUACGAGAAGAGGACCAAACAGCUAAUUGGAAAUGCAAUGCUUGGUGGGCCAAGCCUUCUGCUCUGGAGCACUGGUUCUGCUGUGUCUGAGUUUGUUCUCCUGGCAACCAAUCUCAACAGCUCCUGGAAGCCCUGAUUACCUGCAACUUGGCUGGAAGAGGCUGCUGGAGGAAGGGGAGAGCUGUGCCGACUGCCAGCCAGACGAGUGCCCCCCUCCAAGAGGAUGUUUGUCGGGGGUGGUGAUAGACCAUUGUGACUGCUGCUGGGAGUGCGCCAAUCUGGAGGGGCAGAUCUGUGACUUGGACAACACCAACCACUUCUAUGGGAAGUGUGGGGAGAACCUGGAGUGCAGGCUGGACCUUGGAGACCUGUGGGAGGAGGAGGUCCCAGAGCCUCAGUGCACCUGCGUCUCCAAUAAAGCAGUCUGUGGCUCUGAUGGCAAGACCUACCCACAGAUCUGCAAAUUCCAAGAGGCAGCCAAUGCCCAGCCUCGUGCCAACCUGACAGUGUCCCACGAGGGUCCAUGUGAAGCAGCUCCCCACAUCAUCUCACCACCCUAUGACAUAUGGAACCUGACUGGGAGGGAUGUCAUUUUUGGCUGCGAGGUCUUUGCCUACCCCAUGGCUUCCAUUGAGUGGAGAAAGGAUGGGACAGAGAUGUUUCUACCUGGAGAUGACCCGCAUAUAUCUGUUCAGUUUAGGGGUGGUCCCCAGAAGUAUGAGGUGUCAGGCUGGCUGCAGAUCCAGCGAAUUCGGCUGACGGAUGAGGGAACUUACCACUGCUAUGCAAAGAACCGACACGGGGAAGUGGCAGCAAAGGCCAGUCUAACUGUUAUCCCGCCAGACCAGAUGAAUCUGACAGCCCUUCACCUGCUUAGAUUACCCCAUCACCAAGAGGAAGACUAUUCCGACUCUGAGGACUUUGAUGACUAUUAUUAAACCAGCCUCACAGAAAUCCCCUUCAGUGUUUUCCAGUGUCUCGGACUACUCAGGUUGAAUCCUAUCAGAAAAAAAACUAUUAAUCUUGGUCCUCAUUCUAGAGCAGGAGUGAGCAAUCGAUUUCACUUUGCUAGUUACAUGCUCCUGGUGUUUCCUUCUAAACCCUAUAUUGCUAAUUUUUUGCAAGUACGGUCCUGUCGCUGCCACGUUCUGCCAAUUAGAAUUGUUUCUGAAGGUGCUUCCUGUUGCAGCACUGUAGUAACAAGAUGAGGUCUGCAAAAGAAAGCACUUGUAACAUUCCUAUUAUUUUCAGCAAACAUGAUUAGUUACAUGUGCCAUGUUGAGUGAUCCUGGUGGAUUUAUCAUGUAUGGUGGCUAAACUUGAAUUUUUUAAUUAUUCAAAGACUGGACAAUUUGUUUUGUCUGUUAUUGUAUUUCAAUGCAAGUCUAGGCUGAAACUGUCUCUGUAUGAUUUCCUCUGUCUGCCUAAAGCUUUUUUUUUCUUUUCAAUGUUACCAGAAGUGGACAUAGUAUUUCUGUGCUGUUUGCGCCAGCUUUGUUUAACAUAUUUAUUGUUUUCUUGGUAUGUACCUGUCUUUCAGAUAUGACAUAACAGUAUGGUCAGUUGUUGAUUUUACUAUUCCCAAUAUUUUUAUUAAAUAAAUAUGUAUAUGUAUUUCAAAUUGUUUUAUUUAUGUACUGCACAUAUUCAUUUUUAUUUUAAUAAAACAUAAGUGUGCUGAUUAGUGCAGUGUAAUGCAUUUACCACUAAAGUAUGGAGAUGCAUCCCACAUUUUCACAAAGAAAAAAUACUGCAACACAGUGGUUAUGUCUGGUAUUUUGUUAUAAAUUAGUAUGCAAGGUCAGAGAUUUUUAUUAGAAAAUAACUGCUACUUUUUUACUUGUUUACUUUACAUCCUUGUAUCACAACAUGCAUUUUCAUCGUAAAAGGUUUGCAUCAACAAAUGUAAUAUCAUUAGCAGAUACCAAUGAAGGCGUUAACCAAAACUGUAUCUGUUGGACUUGAGUUUACUGUGAGUUUUACCUCAGACUUUAUGAUUGCUGACAUUAAGGACACAUUUAAAACUGAAAACUGCAUAGCACAAGUUCCAACACUUUAGGGUCUAUAUGUUAUGAUCUACAAAGCACUAGGUGUAAAUGGUUCCACUCUUUCUUUCUGUAUUCAUCCUGCAGGUGAGUAGAGAGCUGUACUUUCCCUUAAUUAGUGAGUCAUGUGGAGUUGUACAUAGCAGUGUAAUCUGACACCGAUUCACCAUAGAAGGUACAUUUUUUAGUGAGUUUGUACACUGUAGUUCUUACUUUAUGUUUAUUUGUGUGGUUUCUCUUGUUACAGCCUAUAAGGUUUUCUGUUUUGCUGUUUUCUUCGUAUCUUCUCUUUUAUUUUUGCAUUGUAAGUCGUGUUUGCAGAGGUGCUUGGUUUUGAAAUUCGGAUUUGCACUAUGAUAUCAAUUGUGUGCUUUCACUGUCUGAUAGCAGUGUUGUUUGGGGUGCUGUUAUGCUCUGGCUAACACAGAAAUCCUGCACUGUGAUUGGUUAAAAUGUUCACAGCUGGAUAAUGUACAAUACCGCAGUUUCUGAAAGAGAUGUUAUUUGGGAGGCAGUGGUCCCUAGUGGUUAGAUGUUAUUUGGGAGGCAGUGGCCCCUAGUGGUUAGCAAGCAAUGAGUUCCUACAUGUCAGUCUCAUGUCAGCCUCCAACUGACACUGGGCAAGCCCUGUGCCCCCUGUUUACCACAUCGUUUCAUGCCUUAUAUUGCAGUUUAUAUUCCCCAAAUAUAUUUAUACUGUAGGUGUAAGGACACAAGCUCUUUCUCUUACUUAUAACCUGCCAAUCACUAUACUAUAUAAGCAAAUAGGCAUGCUCCUGUUCUGACUUAAAACUGUAGGACGUUAAUUGACAUAUCCAAGCUCUGCAAAAACAGAAAUGUAAAAAGGUCCUUUUACUCCUGAUCAUGUGUUGAAUAACAGUUUUCUACAUGGGGAGCUAAGGGAACAAGCUUAAAAAUGUAAAAAUUAUAUCUUUUUUUUAACUAUACAACACCACAUCUUGAGGUAAACAAGAACAUAAUCCACACAGCCAGGCUUUCAAUAUACUCCAGUUUCCCUACACCACAGCAGUGCGUUUUGGGAAAUCCAGUUCAUUAGUUUGACUUUGCUGUUUACACUGUAGCAGCUGUGCUCAAGAGUUGCACCUCUAACAGUGUCCAACUGGCAGCCAGUCUGCGUACCCAGGCCCAGUCCUUGCAGAGCUCAAGUGCUCUGAUCUGCUUGUGCUGUAAACAGUUUGGACACUCUGGAUAUAAAGCUAUUAAAACAGAUCAAUUUAUUUACUUAUUACAAAGCAUGGAGCAUAUGAGUUAAAGGAGUGAUUAAGGGGAUGCCCUUAAAUGGGAAUCAAUGAAGACAAAGGGCCUAGCUCAUAAUGGUUCCUUUAUUGUGAUCAAGGUGCAAGAAGAAAAAAAAAAGGUUUAAAGGAGAAGCUUGGGCCGCUAUCAUUUGUAUAGGUUUAUAAAUAGAACAUGUGAGACAACGAAAAGAUGUGGGGCACAUACAGUAAUGCCUGAUUUUUGGCAAACAAACAUGUUCACUAUUUCUAUACAUAUAAUAAUAUCCAUUCCCAUUAUAAUAGCUUCAGUACCGCUGCCAGUGCCAAGAUCUGAGAGCUCCUAUUUUCCCUCCUUUGGCUCUGAUUAUUCCCUAUAGAAUUCUAAGAAUUCCAGUUUGAAAGAUGAAACCAAGCCAACAAGAGGAAGCUAUUAAGAGCAUGAAAUGUGUGUCAUAUUAAGAUGGGUAAGUCCAGCUCCUGAGAGUACUGAAUUCCAUUUCUCUCACAUUUGUAAUUCCAAAGCAGUUUUGUCCCCAAAAAAGUGGCUACAUUAGACAACUAAGAAUACAUGUUUCCAAAGAGCUCCCCUUGCACUGAGCUGGUGCAGUAAACUGUCUGACUCGAGUUGGGCUAACCCUCUGUUAGUUUUUGACACAUUCUCUGGGGUUUUCAUUGUUUGCAAGGCGGACUUUGUACUGUAAUAUUUUGUACUGUGAUAUUUUGUAACAACUGUAAGUCGUCCUGGAUAAGGGCGCCUGCUAAUAAAUAAAUAAAUAAAUAAAAAAAUAAAUAAAUAAAUAAAUAAAUAACACAAAUAAUAAUAAUAACAAAGCAUCUCUGUUUCAAGCACUUUGUUUAGAGGUGUGACGGGCUAUGUGCUGAAUCGACAAUACUCUUACUUCCACCCUCUUCACUCUCAUGUACUCUUCUGGUGUCAAAAUAUCUCUCCGCUGAACCAUCUGCUGCCCAUUGUGAAUCAAGAUGCUUGUGUUAAUUGAGCUAAUUGGACCCAACAGCUCUAACACAAAUUAGAAUAUGUUUGGGCAUGCUGGGGACAUCUGGUACACUUGCAGUCUCUAAAGCCAAAGGAGAUUUUGAGAGCUUGAUUUUCAGUUUAGGGAGCCGUUAUUACGAAUUCAGACCUUGUGUUAAGAAAGUAUCCUACUGGCAUCUCAAAGCCUGCCUCUGCAUAUUAGUGCAAGUUCUUUGAUACGUUAUACCUGCAACAUGCAUAACAGCGCCCCCUACUGAUGCGAUAAGAGCUGCGACUGUCCUACCUGUUUUAAAAUGGAUUGAGGAUGCAUUUCUAAAGCAACAGCAAAGCAGUUAGAUUGUGGCAUAACAUAGUGCUGUGACUGCAGUAUAAAGACUGCAAUUUAAGAUCUUUAUAAUUCUCAGUAAAUAAAUGUUAUUAACUUGAUGUCUGU